GCCUGUCACUGCACCUCUGCCUCUGCACCCUGCCCGCACUCCGCAGACCGCGCUCCGUGAGCUGACAGCUCCGCCGCGCAUGCGCAGGGCGUCACCACUGGCUCGCUCGGUGCUGAAGUUGGGCGGAUGGACGGAAAACACCGCUGAUGGAGAUAAAACGGCAGCAUGCAAUCUCAACGCGCGAUACCACCGAUAUCCGCAUACACACGUGUAACGACACCCGCUUAGAAGACUGACAUCUAGAACAAAAGGGAUGUCUUAUCCUGGAUCAUUUAGCCCUUGACUAAAGGAAAGGGUGUGCCUGCAAAUACCAGGUGUUUGAAACCUACCUCCGGCAUUCUCCAUCAGGCAUGAUAAGAGAAGAUACAAGAGGCCACAUUUUGUUUUCCAGCACACUGCCCGUCUCAACGUUUGACAAUACAGUCAUGAUUUUCUUACCUGGUCUUCAGAUGGAUCGCUGCUAAUUUGCAUGCCGCAGAGUGUGAGUGGAGUUGAAAUGAGGAAAAGGCAGCAGGGACGCAUUGAAGGACCCCCACAGGUGCCUGGUCACCCGAGGCCCAACACCUGCUGUCUGUGCUGGUGUGGAUGCUGCAAAUGCCUCUGGAAUGAAGACGGAAGGGAACGCUCAGAGAGGCAAACAUGUACAAAGAUGGAUAGCAUAGAAGCGACAGAGGAACAGCAUCCCACAAUGGAUGAGGUGAUUGCCUGGUCACGGAGCUUUGAGAUGAUGAUGCGCUCUCCAGAGGGGAGGGAUGUUUUCCGGGAGUUCUUGCGGUCCGAGUACAGCGAAGAAAACCUGAUGUUCUGGAUGGCCUGUGAGGAACUGAAAAAAGAAACCAACUCAUCUGCUAUCGAUGAAAAAGCCAGGAUCAUUUAUGAAGACUACGUCUCCAUUCUUUCGCCAAAAGAGGUCAGCUUGGAUUCACGGGUGAGGGAAGUCAUCAACCAAAGCCUGGACGAACCCAGCGGUACGAUGUAUGAGGACGCCCAGCUUCAGAUCUACACCCUCAUGCACAGAGACUCCUUCCCCCGAUUUCUCAACUCAUCUGUUUACAGGGAUCUUCUUAACAGCAAGAGGGCCUGCUUAGACACCUAGGUUUCAGCAAGAACAUUUGUGACAAAAAAGCCCCAAGGUGCCACUCUCGAAAGGUGUGAUGUUUCUUAUUUCAAGAGUGAGUAGAUAAGCAAUUCGGAGCAUCCACUAGUUACCCUGAAGUUCAGUUCUGUUUAAGUGCCAAUAUGAGCUGCUCAGGCAACCGUGACACAGAGAAAACGUGUAGGAAAACUGACAGAUCUGUACUUCCUACUCUCAACUCCGUCUUUUUUUUCAUCCACCUGUUUUGUCUCUUUUGACUCUUCAAAUGUCCUUUCUAUUCCUGUUUAGCUCACGUGUUCUCUUUAUCUCUAUGUUCUUUCUACCUGAUCCUUUCCAUCUUUUAUGCCUCCCAUAUCUGAGGACAGCUGAAAAAUGUUAUUAAUAUUAUUAUUUUUUAAAAAGAAAAUCAAAAAACAAAUGGAUAAGCGGUAGAUGUUAAACUAGAAAACCUUUGCAUGAAACAAGGUUAUGGAAUUUACUCCAGUUUGACAUUUAAGCCCCGGACUACAAUGUUUUUUUUAUGCUGUCAUGGGGAGAGAACAUUGUAAAGCUCUCGUAAGUGAAGGGAAAAUUAGCUGUGCCAAUUGUUUUGUAAAAGAGAAGCUGGGAAGCAUAAUCGCCGUCUUGCUGUCCAAUCUCUUUCUUUGCGUGUCGACAGUUCUUUAACUGGGAAACAUAAGGGCUAGCUAGUGUUGUGAUUGGGCAGCUAAAUGAAUCAUGAACAUUUCUUUCUCUCUGCAAAAAUCACAAUGCCUCGACAAUGAGUAAGGGCACAAAAGCUGCUGAUGCUGGUGACGACACAGUUUAUUGUGUAAGUCCUCCUAGCCCCUCCCAGUCCGUAACUAACAGAGAGAAGCACAGGUACUGUAUGUCAUGGGCUGUAAGCUUCGCUGGAUUGACCGAGAAUUGCUUGAAAUCACUCACCAACGUUCUGGAGGUUCUUAAAAGAGCUUCGAAUUGUCUUACACAUUAAAGAAAUGUAUUUUAUUAAACAAAAGUGUAGUGAACACUA
This is a messenger RNA of Carassius carassius (crucian carp), 2108 nucleotides long. RefSeq names its product regulator of G-protein signaling 17-like. NCBI's taxonomy places the organism in Eukaryota, Metazoa, Chordata, Actinopteri, Cypriniformes, Cyprinidae. The transcript has 6 exons. The coding region runs from base 470 to 1096 and encodes 208 amino acids. The record is from RefSeq and is a predicted model, not a curated record.